UCUUGAAGACAAUACGGAUUUUUGAUCGACGAAAUAAUUUCAUCUUUUUUAGACCAGAAAAGGAGGAAAUCCCCAAAACCUUGUAUGUGACCGAGGUUCAGAGUUGGAAAAGAUCAACACCAAUCAUGGAUGGUAAUAUUGGACAAUAUCACUGUCCAUAUCCGUAUGCCGUCAGGAGAACUCGUAAAUACAUCAAUCAGUACAGGUCUUCAGGUUAUGGUGUGACACCAUAUUAUCCCUAUACAGUAGCAGAAAGCAGGAGAGCUGUGUCAGUCAAUGCUGUGCUAGCAACUCAACAAAUUGAGGAGCCACUAGACUUCAGUUUAAAACCCAAGGCCCCGGAGGAUCUUCAGCCAAUAGAUUACAGUUGUCGUAAGACUUCUGAGGAAGAACCAGAAGAUUUGUCUGUGAGGAAACAAAAUGAUGUAUGUACCUGUUCCAUUGUCGAUGUGAAAUCAGAGAAUGGAAAGCAUGCAGAUCACCGGGAUAGACAACCAGAAGUUCAGACAGACAUGGCGUCUGAGUCUGAGGCAGCACCAGUGUCAGAUGCAGCAUGGGUACCGGAGACUGCAACUAAAUCAGAGACGGAAACAGAACCAGUUACAGCAACAGAACCAGUUACAGCAACAGAACCAGAGGCAACAGAGGUAGAACAUCAAUCCAGGCUGGAAAUGGAGGAAUGCAGCUCAACAAGAGGUGGCAAGACACCAUCAAUAACAGAUCACUCAGAUGUAGUAAUUAAGAUGGAGUGUGAUACUAAUGAACAAAACGAAUUGACAACAGUUGGUGAUUCUGAGAACACUAUUGAAAUAGUUUGUCGACAGUGUGGAGAUGCAAAUGUUGAACAACUAUUUAUUGCGAUGGUGUGCAAACAUAUGCGGUGCUGGAAGUGCAUUGUCAAGUCACGAAAUUGUACAUGUCAAGGAAUUGACCAUGAUUCUGGUGCUGAACUUGACACUGCAAGCUACCCAGAAGAGCCUAUAGAUGAGACUGCAAGGAAACCAGCAGAUGGAGGUCAGACUGAUGCUACAUGGAGAAAUGAGAAACAUCACAGCAAUGAAACAGUGGAAAAUGAUAACAGUGAUACAUUGCUUAAUGAUCAGAAGGUGAUGGAAGAUCCACUAAAUAGCACUGCAGAACAGAAAGAUGAAACCAGCGAAAAAAUGAAUGAUUCUAAAGACAGUGGGGAAGAAAACAUAAGUACUGAUCAAAUUCCUGAUGAACAAUCCACAAAUGUACCAAAGAAUGACGCUGCGAAAAAAUCCAGAAAAAGAAAGUAUGGAGGGAGAAGGAGGGGAAGAAGUAGGAAAUGCAAAAAGGCUAGGGUUCAUCGUGAUGAGGAGUCCUCUCCUGCGUUGGAAAUGACAGAACCGAGCAGUACAGAAAAUGUGGACGAUUCUGAGAUAUGUGAACAUAAUGGCAAUGAGGACACUACUAAUGAGUUAUGUGAACAUAAUGGCAAUGAGGACACUACUAAUGAGAUAUGUGAACAUAAUGGCAAUGAGGACACUACUAAUGAGAUAUGUGAACAUAAUGGCAAUGAGGACACUACUAAUGAGAUAUGUGAACAUAAUGGCAAUGAGGACACUACUAAUGAGACACAUAGCACGCAGGAAUCAACAACAGUAAUAUACCAACAUACUGAAGAGAAUGAUUCACUCUCGGUACAUGUUUCUCCAAUCAAGGAAAAGGGAGAUGAUGAUAUAACCACUGCCUCAAUAAAUACUACAUCUAAAGAUCUACUGACCACUCCCUCAAUGGUCAAAAAAGAUAGUGUGACAGAUAUUGUUGAACCAAUAAACAAAAAUGACAAUAUGACCAGUGAAUCAGUUGCCCCUGCUAUCACAAGUGAUAAUGAAAAUCCAGAGUUAUCAGGAGUGAAUAGUGUAGCCUCUGUGAUGGACAAUAAUACUUUGGCCAUUAGACCACUCACGAAUACACUGCUGGUCAGUGAUGAUGCUACCAUGACACCCCAGGUUGAGGACAAUGUUGCCAGUGUACCAGUGGUCAAGGAAGAUGCAACCAGUGUACAAGAGGUCAAGGAAGAUGCUACCAGUGUAUCAGAGGUCAACGAAGAUACUACCAGUGUAUCACAGGUCAACGACAAUGCUACCAGUGUACCAGAGGUCAAUUACAAUGCUACAAGUGUACCAGAGGUCAACGAAGAUGCUACAAGUGUACCAGAGGUCAAUUACAAUGCCACAAGUGUACUGGAGGUCAACGAAGAUGCUACAAGUGUACCAGAAGUCAACGAAGAUGCCACAAGUGUACUGGAGGUCAACGAAGAUGCUGCAAGUGUACUGGAGGUCAACGAAGAUGCUGCAAGUGUACCUGAAGUCAAUGAAGAUGCUACCAGUAUACCAGAGGUCAGUGACGAUGCUACAAGUGUACCAGUGGUCAAUGAAGAUGCUACAAGUGUACCAGAGGUCAACAAAGAUGCUACAAGUGUACCAGAGGUCAACGAAGAUGCUACAAGUGUACCAUUGGUCAACAAAAAUGCUACCAGUAGACCACUGGUCAAUGAAGAUGCUACAAUUACAACACAGCUGAAUAAUGAUGCUACCAUUACGACAAAGCUCAGUAAAGAUUCAACUAUUGCACCAUUGGUCGUUGACAAUGUUUCUGCAGCCAAGUCUGUUGAUUGGUGGGACACUGAGAAAUCUGAGAAAAUGGAAACCAGAAGUAAACCAGUAGUAGUCCACACAAGUCCACUUGCCAUCUUAAGUGGUGAUGACUUCUCUAAUAGACACAAGAUUGCUCUGGUUAGAGCUUUCCUGCUGGUCAACUACAAGAAUGCUCCAAUGUCUCAAGUCAAGGUCAAACGAUCACAGCUGAUACAGGAAUUUGAUGACUACUGUGAACAUCACGGUUUUAAGGACCAUGUGUACGUAGAUGGUGUGCUUAUCACGUAUGCAUCUUUGACAACUUUCCAGGACUGUGUUUAUGUUGGAAAGUCCAAGUUUUUCGUUGGCAUAGUGAAAGCAUCACCAGCACCUAUCUUGGGACUCUUUAAGCCUGAGGCUGUACUUGAUGUGGAAGAUUUUGAAACUGCUGCCAUCGAUUUCUUGGCCCGAAAUUAUGAAAUUUGUCCUGAUAACUGCAUUCCAGCAGACUCCAUUGCAGUGCAUUUUAUUCAAGAGUGUGAUGACAGGAAGUUGAAGUUGCCGCCUUCGCUGUCUGGAAAAAUGUACUUGACUCGACAGCUGGGAUUGCAUCAGUGUGCUGCGUCUUUCCGUAACUGCAAAUACGAUGAAUCAAUUAUGACUGUUCAAGGUUUGAAACGAAAAGUAAUGCACCACGAUAAUAAGAAGAAAGCAUCUACAAAUAACAAACAUCCUGCAGGGAGUGUACUUGAGCCGCCAGCUAACAGAACACUUGGUGGACGUCCAACAAAAGAAGCAGCGGAGAACAAGAAGAACAGUGCAAAUCAGGAGAGCAGUGUUCCUAACGAGGUCAUCACGUACGCACAAGUGUAUGAAUAUUUAUUCCGUGCAUUCAUAUUACUCAAUUACCAAAUCUGCAACGACAGUAAUAUCAAAAUAAGCUUCAAAUCAAUUGAGAAAGCGUUUCGACGAGAAUGUGACGAAGACGGGCGUCAGAGGUUUCCACUGACAAUUCUUCAUAAAUUACGCAUAAUCGGAAUCGUCAAGAUGAACUUCCCAGAGUGCUUCUGCGAUCAAGGAAAUUUCGUAAAGCUGCUAUCAAAGUCUUCAAAUUGCUCUCUGACUGAUAUGCUGGAUGCUACGAAGCCUGUUGAUUAUUUAACACUUGCCUCUUACUUCAUUAGCAAAAACUUUCAUAGUAGCCCCGAAGAAUGCAUGUUGGCUUCAGAUAUCGUCACAUCAUUUAAAGAACAGUGUGCUGCACACAGUCUGUUGAUACCACCUGUGUUUCAGAAUGAUCAGAUUCUACAGAACAUGGUUGGUAAUAUAUGCAUAGCUCUUUUUAAGAAGUGUACAUAUGACAGCAAGAUCGAUAUUGUUUGUGGUAUAAGCAGAAAAGUAGCUUCUAAGCAAAUAGAUCUAGACUUAGAGCUGGAGCAGGAAGAGGAGGAUGAUGAAUAA
This is a messenger RNA of Saccoglossus kowalevskii, 4064 nucleotides long. RefSeq lists its product as uncharacterized. The record is from RefSeq and is a predicted model, not a curated record. NCBI's taxonomy places the organism in Eukaryota, Metazoa, Hemichordata, Enteropneusta, Harrimaniidae.